AUGACAGGCCGGGAGGACCCUCCAUCCCGGAACGCCGGGGCAGACCCAGACCCAGACCCAGAAUCACCAGUCUCUACCGCCUCCGCCUCCGGAGCUCUGCCCGCAACGUCUUCCCCGGAUCUCCACCGGCGCAACGACAAUGACGAUCGGGACAGAGACGCCUUGGAGCUCCACGAGAUCGAAACGCACGAAGAUGACGCGGAGAGCUGGUCGUCCGGCUCCAUCUCGUCCGGCGAGUACCGGGUCACCACCCGGCGCACGAUAUCGCGCUCCAGCCAGCGCACCGAGCCAGCGCCCAAACAGCGGACGGGCUUCUGGGGUCGCGUGCAGCGGUUCUGGACGCGCAAUGUCGUGAUGACCGUGCCGCAGAAGAACAAUCGGGAUCAUUUUGCCCUCGAGCGAACUUUCCUCGCCUACAUCCGCACCUCCGUCAUGAUCGCCAUGCAGGGCGUCCUGGUCGCGCAGCUGUUCCGGCUCCAGCAUAUCCUCGUCCCCGACGUGGAGCUGGGGUACUACCAGGUCGGCGUCCCGUUGUCGGUGACGUUUCAUGGGAUCGCCAUGUUGGUCGCCCUGCUGGGCGCGGCUCGUUUUUGGAAGCAACAGCAUGCGAUGGCUCUGGGGACGGUCUAUGCGGGCGGCUGGGAGGUGAAUACCAUUGCGUUGUUGUUAUGUUCGGUAGGUGUCUGUGUUCUUACUGUUCCUUACAGUGUUCCUUACUAA
Molecule: messenger RNA, 720 nt
Organism: Aspergillus terreus NIH2624
Lineage: Eukaryota; Fungi; Ascomycota; Eurotiomycetes; Eurotiales; Aspergillaceae
Product: DUF202 domain-containing protein
Exons: 2
Coding region: 1-720 (239 amino acids)
Source: RefSeq, a predicted model, not a curated record